Messenger RNA from Theileria equi strain WA, 5538 nucleotides. RefSeq lists its product as hypothetical. Gene Ontology annotation, molecular function: protein binding; nucleic acid binding. Gene Ontology annotation, cellular component: nucleus. The coding region runs from base 1 to 5538 and encodes 1845 amino acids. Lineage: Eukaryota; Apicomplexa; Aconoidasida; Piroplasmida; Theileriidae. The record is from RefSeq and is a predicted model, not a curated record. The transcript has a single exon.
AUGAGUCUUGUGCGCCUGGCAUAUCAUACAAUCGCAGAAUCCACAGAGGCGGACUUUAUCCUCUACGGGAACUUUAUCCUGCCAGAUUCCAGGGACGUUUUGAUUGUUAAGGAUCGUAAAAUCCUCCUAUAUACACUGGUGUCCAAGAACAAACACCAGGGAGCAACAAAAGAGACGUCCCCGAAGAUAAAGACACAAGAGGAAAGUAAUAACGCCACUUCUGGGCCAGAAUCAAACGAUAAAGGCAGUAGCUGCACAAAUACAGAGUCAAAAGAACCUAAAAAGGGAGGUAAAACCACUCAGAAAGGAACCAAACGGAAGAGAAAUCAACAAACUGUGCAGGAUGAUACAGAAGCCCCUAAAGGCAGCAAGGAUGUAGAAAGUACGGAAUCUAACACAGAGAAGAAGGAGGAUGUGGAAAAGGAUGAAAGAGACUCUGCCAUAUUUGUCUGUCAAUUCUCAUUUUUCGGAGCUCCAGUUGCUGUAAAAAUUCUAAAGGAUGCGGUAUUCCAUGAAUAUCAAGCGUACGAAGAAGUAAAGGUUGGAUCUGGCUCCAAAACUACCAAUGCUUCUAGCACAGAAUCUACUACAAAGAAGGGUGGAAAGAAGGCUACUAAAAAGGCAAAACAGGCUGAAUAUGUGCAAAAAUACAAGGAAGGUUUGUUAAAUACUGAGGAUACUCUAGAACAUAAGGAAAAAAUAUUGGCAACGAGUGCACUAAUUCUAGUCUUUGAGUCCGGUCAUGUUGUAACGUGUGCAUAUGAUCGUUUUGAGAAUACGUUUGUGACGUUAUCGAUGCACAUUUUAGCUGAAAAUGAAGAAGAUACAGGUGAUUUUUCUGCGGUUUCUCGUGGAAACCUGGUUACGGAUACGUUUAUUUCCAUACAUGUUGGAAAUGAAUGGAGUCUACAAAAUGUACAUACAGCCUCCUCUAGUGAUCCACCAUCGGAAUGUAGGCUUGGAACUUUUUGCAGGCAAUUUAUAAUAGCUAUAUGUUAUGACGGAAGAGUAAUAAACAUUUUCUCCCUGCAAACUCAAUUUACUAGGCCACUUAAUAUCAAGAGCUUUAAGCAGCCUGAGAUAUUCAAAACUAUUCCAGUUGACUCUACAGAGAGAAAACAUAUAGCUCUUGUUCCAUGGCUUCAGAUUUCAAAAUUCUAUACCAUCGAUGUAGAUUACAAAUUUGGUCUCUGUGAUAAUACGUACUUUGUACGUGGGUUGGACUUUUCUACUGAUGUAUUUUGUAUUUUAAUCGCCACAUCAAGUGAAACAAUAGCAACUCAUGAAACCCUAGAUGAUACAGACAUAAUAGGUGGGAUGAGCCUUGUAUGUCUUAAUUUUGAUGUGCAUACAAUGCAGUACAAUGUUAUCCACAGAGUUGACGCCCUUCCACUCGAUAUUCAGGGUAUACAUGCGUACAAUUACAAAGAUGCUACUAUCAGUUAUUUAAAAUCGUCUGGUGGGACAAAUGGGAUAGAAUCAUCAAAAAUUUGCGAUGUAUGCACGCCCUUUGUCUACAAUAGGGAUACAAUUAUAUGGUUCAACACAUUUGAAACUGCAGUUUAUUGGCAAUUUUUGUCACCCACGGCAUUUCUCGCUCCAAAUGUCUGUGAACAUGCGAAUCUUAGAAAUAAGUAUGUCUAUAGGGAUUCUACGCACUUACGCAUCGAUCUUGACGAUUAUCACUUUUGCAAUUUUACACUCAUUCCAAAGUCUGGCGGACAUUUGUACGUCGGAAGACCGAUUAUUCAUGCCAAAAGAGGGAUGAUCGACAUUGUUUGGGAAAAGUUUGGUGAAGUAGAACAUCCUAUAUCCACAUGCAUAGAAACUGAAGUUGGAUUUGUGGCAUCGGGAAAUGGAAUUGAACUUUCAAUAUAUACACAUGAACGCAGAGAAUUUACCCUUGUUUCAAUGGACCCUUCCGCGGUACAAGAAGAAAAUUCGGUGGAAUUGGCCAAAGUUGGAGCUUCUGAAGAGAAUGAUUCAGAGGUUAAAAAUAUUUUACCGGGGAAAUUACAACAUAUCUAUACCGUAAAUCUACCAGAUAUCCCACUGAGCAUAACAUUCAGCACUACUCCUGAGGGACAAAAGUUGAAAAAUAGCUUCACAAACGUUUCUCCAGUAACUUGUAAAUUUUUACUGGAAAAUAUAGGAAUACUAAAGGAAGUAAAAAAUACGACACUUGCGGAACACAGUACCCUUGAAGAUUUCCUAUCCUCAGAGACUACACAAACUCCAAACGUAACUUCCACAGUGCCAGAUACACCUGCAAAAGUUAAAAGAAGGAGGAAAAAGGUAUACACUUUACCGUAUGAAAAACAGCUGGAAGAAUUGCGUAAGUUGGAUGUUACUAGGGGAAGACAAGCACUAGUUGGAGUAUCUGGACAAUAUUUGACCGUGUUGUUGGAAAAGGUUCCUCUUUUGGUUCUUUAUAAGAUGAAAAUAGAAAGUGGUGCUAGAAUUAUCGGAUUUGGUGAAAAAUGUCUGCUCACAUGGGAAUCUGGUUCUUCUAUAAUCGAUGUUCAUGCUCCCACGAAAAAGAUCGAAUCAGACCAAGUAAUACCACUGGAUACAAGUUUAUCGACUGUAGCAUAUGGGAUACUCAAAAAUGGAACAUUUUGUCAAGUAACUCCUGAAGCUAUCCUACUAACAAAGGAUGGAAAGAGCAAAAGUCAUAAUGCAAAGUCCACGAUAUUCCAGGCACAUUUUAUAGACUCUAGCAUAGUGUGCUUGUCUUAUGAUCAGAAACUUGUAGUAUACAAGGUAGAAAAGCUGGGACUUUCUGUGCAUGUAGAGUAUACCAAUGUAGUAUCUUGCGGAGUUUAUAUUCCAACGAGGCUUGGUAGCGUAUGGAAGGACUCUUUUACAUUUGUGCAAAAUGAUUCACUCUACUGUGUAGAACUCGUCUCACUAAAACAUGUGGUCACCUUGCAUAACUUGCUAAAUGUUGAUGAGAUAUUGGACAAUGAUCAUAAAGAGAGUGAGGAUGCUGAUGGCGUUGUAAAAGAAGAGGCUAUAAUCAGUGCAACAUUAGUUGAUGUAUCUGUGGAGGAUAUUGGACCAACGUUACUCUUGUUCAUUACUGGAAGACCACUGAUAGUAUAUCGCUCAUUUUUUGUGGAUGAAUCAAUCAGAUUUAAACUUCAUCUCCACAAAUUCGUAACCCCAAUACCCAGCUCUCUACAUGUUGGUGAGACAAGGGUAAAUUGUACAUACAGGUGCGCAUACAACCCUGUACAUAUAUCCAGAAAUUCUUCUAAACAAUCAUCCGAUCACAUCACUAUAGUGUAUCCGUACUGCACUCCAAAAGAUAUGGUUAUUGAAUCUAAUGAGAUGGAGAAUGAAGCGCACUCAUCAAUAUUUGAGAGAAGAUGGAACCAAUUUGUUCCACCUAUGCUCAGGUUAUCGAGUGUAUUAAAUAGGCUAUACAUUCACAAGUAUGAUACUCCCUCUGGAAUAACCUCUGCCUAUACAUUAUCUUCUCUCGUACUAAUGACUACUACGGAUGGGAAUAUUGUUGUUUCUAGGAAUGAAAAUGAGCAAACUGACUUCUUAGUAACGCUAAAUGGAGGAAUUAAAAGAAGUGGAAGUGAACAAACUAGUGUUUCCACAAGCGACAAAGACAUUUAUAUGGAAGAUGUAAGUGCGAAUGCAGAGAGUAAGGAUGUAACUGUGGAAAGUCCGCAAGAGGAACCUGUCACCGCAAACACUGACCAAAAUGAUAAGGGCAGCACAGAAGAUAAAGAAAAUUCUGCACCUGUAAAUCCAUUCUUUGAUCCACAAUUUUGUACAAUUGUAAAUAAUCAAGAUGAAAUUAAAUUACACAUAAAGGGUGAUUCUGAAAGACUAAUUUUCAAUGGAGAAUUGAUAUCUAAAAGGUUUAAACUGAAAGAAAGGGAGGCCACGAUAACCGCAGUGUCUGGAAGAGACUAUUUACUUCAAAAUGGACGUAUUAUACACCAGGGAGGUACCUCAAAAGAAUCGCAGGGUGGACUAUCUGGAAAGCUCUUUGCUGUUGUUGUAAAGCGUAGGAUGAAUGCUAAAAGGGAACUUAUGAAUAUUUUGGAUCACAGGUUUAGGCUGCAAUUUAAGCAUAUUGCCCUGGAUCCAAUUUACUCUGGAGCAAAUCCAAUGGAAAAAAUUGAAGCAAAUAGAGAGCUAGAGCUGUUUUUGCAGACAUACCAGGUAUUGGAUUGGAAAAUUGACCAAAAUGGACAUAUCACCGGAAAGGUAGAUACUGAAUCAAUUACAUCUACAGGUUUAUCUGGUGAAGAAUAUAGAGAUUAUGUUUUAUUAUUUCACAUGGGUGACUUAAGCUUCUGGUAUGCAGAAUAUGAAUUGGAAGCAUAUGAAGUCGUUCUAUCAAUGACAUUUGGGGUUAUUGAUAACGUGGAAUAUCUCCUCAUUGGUACAUGCACUAGUUUAGGGGAACAUAUUGAAACGAAGGGAGAAGUCAUUAUAUUAUCCCUGUCUUCAAAUAGUCUCUAUACAAAACCAUUGAUAAAAACCGAGGAUGCAGUAAGAGAAGGGGACACAGAUGAAGUUAUUUGCAAUCCAGCUCAAAAGUGUCACAAAAUGGAUAUAUAUUGCAAGAGGAGAUUUUCUGGGCCAAUAACAUUCUUGUCAGCUCUAAAUAGUGAUUUUGAUGUCUUGUUUGGAGCGCAGUUUGAUUUCUUGAGUGAUCUUGAGAGCGCAGAAGCUAGUCAGAAUAAAAAGUGGAUUUUAAAUCAUUUUAUGCCAAACUCAAAUCACUUUGUGCAUUCAGUCGGUUCAAAUAUAUUUGUUCACGAAAUAACAAACAAGACUUUUGUAAGGGGUGCAUUUGCAGAGACACCAAUCUGCAUUUCCUCGGGUUGUAUUUUUAACAAGUUUAUAAUCUUGGGAGAUAUUUUCAAAGGGGUAUACUUCUACAUGUACUGUCACGAUGUAUCAAGUGACUCUAGAAGUAUAUGUAAAAUUGCCUCCACAUCUCCUAAAGCCGCACUUUCAAUCGUUGCAUGCGCACCUCUCGUUAACCAGGAAAGUAUCGCAAUAUUAGCAUCUGAUUUCGAUGGAAAUCUCCUUGUAUUUUCACACAAUCAUGAUGAAAAUCACAGGGACAAGCUAAAUGUGGAAUCCGCUGUACGGUUAGAAAACAGAGUUGUACAAUUCGUAAGAAGGGAAACAAAUGCUGGAAAGCUUGGAGAGCCAAUUGGUGUAUUUGGAUGGACUGCAAGUGGAAGUCUAAUAAAGGCAUUUAUGCCAGAUUAUAAAAACUUUCAACUCUUUAAGAUGUUGGAGAAUGCAUUAGACUCUGUGACGAUAAAGCCACUCGGAAUUAUGCAUCAAACAUUCUCAUCUCCAGCUUUAAGACCUCAAAUGCAGCAAACACAGCUCACAUGGCCAACUGAAGCAGAUAUUUUGGUCUUGGAUAUCCUUGACACGCUACCAUUUCAACCUGCAAGUGUGAUACAUGAUGUCAUGUCGAAAAUUUCCGCCGAAGAUAUUAGCGUAUAUGGCGUUUUAAAACUUAUGGAUUCCACACUAUUUUCAUUAUAA